Molecule: messenger RNA, 2449 nt
Organism: Polistes dominula (European paper wasp)
Lineage: Eukaryota; Metazoa; Arthropoda; Insecta; Hymenoptera; Vespidae
Product: prolyl endopeptidase
Biological process (GO): proteolysis
Cellular component (GO): cytosol
Molecular function (GO): serine-type endopeptidase activity; oligopeptidase activity
Source: RefSeq, a predicted model, not a curated record
AAAUGGAUUGAUAAAGCUUAAUUAAAAAAAAAAUUUUAAAAAUAAUAAUAUUCAGUCGGUAGAAAAACGUGCGCAAUGGCUGGUGUUGGUUUAUCAUCAUUCUCAGUUGUAAGCUCAUUUCAGAGGCAACUUUUUAGGUGCGCCAUUGGCAUUGAUAGAAAGCUUAUCAAAAAGACGUUUAAUUCUACUCAAUUACGUCAAAUAUACAUAUCAUCAUUUUUGAAGAUUCCACAAGCUUCUUAUUAUCGAGGAUCAAGGAAUAAAUUAAAAACUACGACAAUGUCCAAAUUGGAAUAUCCCGUGACCCGUCGCGACGAAACUGUUGUUGAAAACUAUCACGGUAUUGAGAUAUCAGAUCCAUACAGAUGGUUGGAAGAUCCAAACUCAGAAGAAACAAAAGCAUUUAUCGAUUCUCAAAAUGCAUUGACCAAACCUUAUUUAGCUUCUUGCAAAUCACGUCAGGAUAUUCAUGAUAGACUUAAACAAUUAUGGGAUUUUCCUAAAUACAUGUGUCCUGCCAAACAUGGAAAUAAAUAUUAUUUUUACAAGAAUACUGGCUUGCAAAAUCAAAGCGUAUUAUAUGUGCAAGAUACUUUGGAUAGCGAGCCACGAGUAUUCCUUGAUCCAAAUACUCUUUCUGAGGAUGGUACAGUUGCAAUAUCAUUUAGCAGAUUUAGCGAAGAUGGUAGUAUUUUUGCAUACGGAUUGUCCAGUAGUGGCUCAGAUUGGAACACGAUACAUUUUAUCAAUGCGAAUACUGGUGAAAAAUAUCCUGAGGUAUUGGAAAGAGUUAAAUUUUCUCCAUUGACUUGGACUCAUGAUAACGUUGGCGUCUUUUAUGGACAUUAUCGCGAUCAAAAAGGAAAAGUUGAUGGUCUGGAAACUCAAGAUGAUCAGAAUCAGAAAUUGUGUUAUCAUCGUGUAGGAACACCACAGUCAGAAGAUGUGGUUGUUAUAGAAUUCCCUGAGGAACCUUUAUGGAGGAUAGGCGCACAAGUUUCUGAUUGUGGAAAGUGGUUAAUUGUUACACCUGUAAAAGAUUGUCGUGAUAAUCUAGUUUACUUCACUGAACUAAAAUCUGAUUCCAAAAUAGAUGGUUUAUUACCUUUAACACAAGUCGUUGAUAAACUUGAAGCUGAUUAUGAAUACGUAACAAAUGUUGGUACCAAAGCUAUAUUUCGUACAAACAAGAAUGCAUCAAACUUCAAAUUAAUAGCAAUAGAUUUGUUGGAUUACAAAGAAGAUAAAUGGACUGAACUAUUACCUGAACAUCCUGAUAAUGUUUUGGAUUGGGCUAGCGCAGUAGACGGUGAUAAAUUUGUUGCCUGUUACAUACAAGAUGUUAAAAAUAUUUUGCAAUUGCAUAGUUUAACAACUGGUAAACUUUUGAGAACGUUCCCACUAGACGUUGGUACGAUUAUUGGUUUCUCUGGUGAUAAAAAAUAUUCCGAAAUAUUUUAUCAAUUCACAUCCUUUUUAACACCUGGAAUCAUAUACACCGCUGAUCUCAAAAACGACGAUGAACCAAAAAUAUUUCGCGAGAUCAAAGUUAAGAAUUUUGAUCCAAGUUUGUAUAAAACGUUGCAAGUGUUUUAUACCAGUAAGGAUGGUACGCAAAUUCCUAUGUUCAUCGUUAUGAAAAGCGAUGCUGUAUUGGAUAAUUCUAUGCCAGCUUUAUUGAAUGGAUAUGGUGGUUUCAAUGUUAGUAUUCAACCUGUAUUUAGCGUAACAAGGCUUGUCUUCGUGCAACAUUUAAAUGGUGUGCUUGCUAUUCCAAAUAUUCGAGGUGGAGGAGAGUACGGAGAAAAAUGGCACAAUGGUGGUCGACUAUUUAAUAAGCAAAAUGUAUUUGAUGAUUUUCAAUGUGCAGCUGAAUAUCUUAUUGACAAUGGAUAUACUACACCUAGCAAAUUAACUAUACAAGGUGGUAGUAAUGGUGGAUUAUUGGUAGCUGCUUGUAUAAAUCAGCGACCAAGUUUAUUUGGUGCUGCUAUCGCACAAGUCGGUGUUAUGGAUAUGUUACGCUUUCAUAAGUUUACAAUUGGUUCCGCUUGGGUUUCCGAUUAUGGUAGUUCAGAAGAUCCGAAGCAUUUUGAAAAUCUAAUUAAAUAUUCACCAUUGCAUAAUGUUAAAAUACCAGAGGACGGUUCUCAGUAUCCAGCAACCUUGCUUUUAACAGCCGAUCACGAUGAUCGUGUUGUACCAUUGCAUAGUCUUAAACUCAUAGCAACUUUACAACAUGUACUUGGAAAUUUACCACAACAAACAAAUCCAUUACUCGCAAGAAUAGAGACGAAGGCUGGUCACGGUGGUGGUAAACCAACCACUAAAGUUAUUGAAGAGAACACAGAUAUUUUAUCGUUCAUCGUCCAAGCUUUGAAUUUAAAAUUCAAGCUAUAACAUAUGUAAAUGUGUUUAUAUAUUAACUGUUUGUACAUCUUUUAAAAUU